Talaromyces stipitatus ATCC 10500 is the source of this 2773-nucleotide messenger RNA. RefSeq lists its product as uncharacterized. The record is from RefSeq and is a predicted model, not a curated record. NCBI's taxonomy places the organism in Eukaryota, Fungi, Ascomycota, Eurotiomycetes, Eurotiales, Trichocomaceae. The transcript is spliced from 4 exons. Gene Ontology annotation, molecular function: DNA binding. Gene Ontology annotation, cellular component: nucleus. The coding region runs from base 430 to 2082 and encodes 550 amino acids.
GCGGCAAAAGCUUUGUCUUUGAUCUUAGCUUCUAGCCUGCAUACAUACAUUACUAUACUGCAUGCUGACUAGUUACAUACAUACAUAUACACUCACUCGUCCAUCCGUUCAUUCGCCUCAGGCUCUCAACUAUCCUCCCUUCAUCUGGAACCGGGAUCUGGACUCGACUCGACUCGUACCUGACUUCGAGAAACCACACCGGAGAAGGAAGUUAUCUCGCGGUUUGGUAUUUUCACUCAACAAUGAAUCGUCUCGCUGCUAAACAUUUAAUAUCAAACUGCCCUACCGAAGUCCUUUUUUGAAUAAAUCAAGUGUUGACUGGAACUCGAGGAGUUUCUUUCCCCCACAGUGAUCUACGCAAACUUUGCCAACGAAAAGGGCGCCUCCCCGGUGUACUUCGUAUCUGUGGACGAAGUAACCUCUUCGACCAUGGAUACGGAUGCACCCAAUGGUCAGGAGAGUGAUUAUGGAAGUUCUCCAUGGGUUGAUCUAGGAGCUUUCGAGUCUCCAGGCUCGCAUCACAGCCCGCCGUUGCCGGAUUUCCAUGGGUUCAGCUACGGAUCUUCACCUAUCAUGCCGCUGGAACCGGCGUACAGCAUGUCUAUUCCUCCGCCAUAUUCGACUAUCAAUUUGACCAUGCCAGCUCAUCCUUGGCCUAGUAUGUUGACCACUCAAUCACCUUUCCCGGAGACUUCAUUGUCUCCUGCGCCUACUCCGACUUUGUCAAUACCCCAGCCGGUACCUAUACGGCCUUUGCAUACGACUCCCGCGCCUUCUGCUCCAACUCCUCGCAGGACUUUAACGGAUGAAGACCGUCGUCGAAUGUGCUUGUAUCAUGAAGAGAACAAGUCAGCUAAGCAGACUGAUAUUGGAGCUUUAUUUGGCGUGGAGAGGAGUACCGUGUCCAAGGUCCUACGACAAAAGGAAAAGUAUCUGAGUAUGGAUGAUGGAAGUCGAUCACCUAUUAAGCGAAGCAAAGGAAAAGUACCCGACAUUGAAAAGGCCCUCGCCAACUGGGCCCGAAACUAUCAGCGCCAGGGCUUUGUUUUGACCGAUGCUAUGAUCAAGGAGAAAGCACAUUUCUUCGCCACGACCUGUGCUAGUCCGGAUGGGAAACAGAAGCUCCUCACUGCAAGCUGGUUGGAGAAAUUCAAGCAGAAAAACAACCUGGGCGGAUCCAAGUCUCGCAAAAACUCCGUGGAUACGGUCGCGAGUGAUGGAGAAGGCUUGCCUCAUCUUCAAUCUCCAACUGGCACGCUCAUAUCGACGGGCGUAUCGCCUGUCUCCCCUACUGGACUGACCCCGUCACCUCUUUCGCCUUCUCUAAGCCAGGAGACUCUAAAGAGGGAACUUGGUGACAGUGCUUUUCUCGAUUUCUCCAAAGAUCCCGCUAGACACAGUCAUUCACAGAGCACGACCUCCCUCGACACAACUCCAUCGCUGUCUGCCGGUGUGGCCAGCCCGACAUCGCCCCUGGUUUCUGAAAGCCCCUAUACACCAACUGUGCGGUCUCGUCUCCCUUCAAUCAGUUCUGCCGCCAGUCGACCCCGUAGCCAGACGUUCCCACUUACAGGUGAUGCCGAGUGUGGAAAUGGUGAACAACACAAUAUCACGAGCUCAAAGCACUCUAUGAACGGAUCACUUUCCGUUUCUGUGGUUGAUUCACCCUUGGAUGAGGAUCAGGAACACAAACAUCCGACCGAGAUCACCUCUGACUAUGACAACAAGAACUCAAUGAAACACCGCGGAAGCAACUCGGAUCUGAAAUCAAUCACUACAUCUAUGCAACCUCCACCGGUACCGACAUCCAAGUCCAGCGCAGUGAGCAGUCCUGUGAGCUCUCCAGGAUCACCUACACAGGACGAAGCACGACGUGCCUUGGAGUUGGUUAUGAACUAUAUUCAGAAUCAGCCCUCUGGUUUAGGGCUACAGAUGCAGGAUUAUGUUACAAUGGGCAAGUUGAUGGAGAAGCUUGAUUUGGUUCAUAACAAUCAAUCCAUCUCCGGGAGACUUCAUCGCAUCGAUGAGGAUUCGGACGGUCCUCAGAUGACUAAAAAGAGGAGUAUUAAUUCCUUGACAUAGUCAAGCGAGUCUUUUUCCUUUUCUUUUUUCCUCCUUGAUUUAGUUAUGCAUAGUCAGUCUUCUUUUCUUCAUUCACGACUUUUCGAUUCUUUUUACCAUAUUUUGAUACCUUUCUCCGUCUUUCUUUUCUUCUUUUUUACUUCAUUUCUAUUUUACGGGAUACAUAUCUAGGCAAACGCAUGAUCAUGACAAAGGGGCUAGGGACAUCUUUCAGGUUUCUAAGAAGAGGUGGGAUGGCAAGAUCAUAACCAUGGAGGGCGACCUCCAUUCUUGCCCGGAGUUUUUUUAUUCUUCUUCUUUUCUAUUUAGUUUUAUCUAUUGAACGCAUUGGGAUGAGUUUUUUCUUCCUUUGUUCUUUUUCAGAUUUCGAUUUUCAGGGAAACAAGGGGUUUCUAUCUACGAAGGGACCAACUAGAUGCAUCAUUACAAUAUUUUGGGCAACCACACACACAAAACAACAGAACAGAGACGCUGCGUCCAGUACAGAUAUCUCACCCUAUACUCUUUUCCUAUUUUUUGAGUUUCUUUUUUCCUGAACUGCGAGCACUAUCUGGUCCGAUGUCUGAUUUUAGUCGCGUGCUUCCUUUUUUUCCUUUUCAUAUCGCUUAUUAUUAUCAUUUUGAACGUCGUCUUGAGGAGCUUCGUUGGCUCUUUGCCUGGUAUAGGAAUGGACCGUCGCUCUUCUAUUCUU